Molecule: messenger RNA, 1373 nt
Organism: Phoenix dactylifera (date palm)
Lineage: Eukaryota; Viridiplantae; Streptophyta; Magnoliopsida; Arecales; Arecaceae
Product: tubby-like F-box protein 1
Source: RefSeq, a predicted model, not a curated record
AGACGGGGCCAAAACCGCUGCAGAGUUUCAUCCCCAUCCAUUCUUCCUUGGAGCGACCGAGAGAAGAGAGAGAGGGGGAGAGAGAGGAUGUCGGCGCGGCGAAGGGCGUAUCUGUUCUCGAAGAGUUUCUCGUCUUGCCGCUUGGUCUCUCCGUCGGAGGAGCCCUUCGGAGAGGCGAUGAGGCCGGCGCCGGAGGUAGGGGAGGAGGAACCGGCGGCGGAGGACCGGUGGUCGAGGAUGCUGCCGGAAUUGUUGGGGGAGAUUGUGAGGAGGGUGGAGAAGAGUGAGGACCGGUGGCCGCUACGGAAGAGCGUGGUGUCCUGCGCCUGCGUCUGCCGACGGUGGAGGGAGGUCACCACCGGCGUCAUCGGAAACCCCCGGGAGACCGGCAAGAUCACAUUCCCUUCGUCUCUCAAGCAGCCGGGGCCAAGUGACCUUCCGAUCCAAUGUUUUAUCAAAAGGAACAAGAGGAACUCCACGUUCUAUCUCUACCUCAGUUUGGCCAAGACAUUUAUGGAUAAAGGGAAGUUUCUCUUAGCAGCUCGAAGGUUUAGGCAUGGUGCACAUGUGGAGUAUAUCAUCUCUCUUGAUGCUGAUGACCUAUCCCAAGGAAGUAAUGCAUAUGUGGGAAAGUUGAGAUCUGAUUUUUUGGGCACCAAGUUCACAAUUUAUGACAGUCGGCCGCCAUUCAAUGGUGCAAAGGCAUCUAGCAGCCGAGCAGGCCGCCGUUUCACCAGCAAGCAAAUCAGCCCACAAGUCCCAGCUGGCAACUUCGAAAUUGGUCAAGUAUCUUACAAGUUCAACCUUCUCAAAUCAAGAGGACCAAGAAGAAUGCUGUGCACACUCCAGUGCCCUUCAGCGCCAGAAAAUAUGGAGGAUGAACCUCAUCCUCAGAAGAUGUUGAAGGAAGAAAACCAUGCUGGUUCGGUGGUUCUAAAGAACAAAGCCCCACGAUGGCAUGAGCACUUGCAGUGCUGGUGCCUGAACUUCCAUGGGCGUGUUACAGUUGCCUCAGUGAAGAACUUUCAACUGGUGGCAGCAGCAGAUCCCAACCAACCUGGAGAAAUGGGAAAUGAAGAGACCGUGUUGCUUCAGUUUGGGAAAGUUGGGGAUGACAUGUUCACCAUGGAUUACCGGCAGCCUCUCUCAGCCUUCCAGGCAUUUGCCAUCUGCCUCACUAGCUUCGGCAUGAAAUUUGCCUGUGAAUAGCGUGUUGUGGGUUUAUCCUAUUGUGCAAUGCUGAAUGGCAGUGACCAUGAUGUUACGGGAUCAUUUGUUUUAACAUUCCUUCCGGUGAAACCCCUAAAUUCUGUCGAGGUUGUAUUGUAUCUAUAUAGGUGUUUAUGGCCGGAACGAUUUUACAUUCCUUGCGA